GGGUCUCUGCACGGGUUAGUUGCCCUCCAUUGGCGUCUACGUGCGGUUGUCUCUCCUUUUAUCGUCAUCGUUUCUUUAUUAAACGCAGUCGCGAGUGCAGGACAUGUGAAUGAUUUUUUAUGAUUGAUUUACCUGUUAAAUACAUACAUUUGCAUGUACAUAUGUGUACAUACAUAAUAUACUGAUAAAAGUUCUUGAUAACAGCUCGAGAUAAUUGGAAAUAUUGUGACCAUUUGUGGUGUGAAAAGUCAAAAGUUAACAAAAAUGUACUGAAAAUUAAAAGGUCAUCUAGUGGAUAGUUUCAGUAUUAGUGGGAAUAUUAGUGCAAUUGCCAUUGGAGCGCUCAACUGUUAAACGGAGUGUCAAAAACGAAUCCUGUGCAGCUAAUUGUGAGCGUAAAAACUGUGAUAAGCAAAGCGAGAGCGCGUAAAAGUAAAAUAAUAAAGGAGUAAAACAGGCAGCGAGGAGACCCUCCCAGUGCGCAAUAAUAUACAAUUUUAAUAAAACUAAAACCCGAAGCAAAUUAAAAAGCGAGCGAGCGCCAAAUGCGACACUAAAAGUAAUUAGCGAGCAAGCAGACCCAGGGAAACACAAACAAACAGAGGGACAAGUACAGCGACAGAGACAACCGACCCCUCCUGCUCGGUAAUAAAACCCGAGCUAAACUGUUAUAAAUGAUGUUGCAAUCCUUGAAUCUGCAUGCGGAUACACUGAGCAGCAUACCAGCAGGCACAGUGGCAACAGCAGCAGAGGCAGUGGCAACAGAAACAACUAACGAGGCAGCAGCAACACCAGCAACAACAAUGCUGACAACGACACCUGUUGCACUUAUUGCUAAUGGCAACAAUAGCAGCAACAGCAACGGCAACAGCAACAAUAUCCUUUAUAACAAUAACAAUUUAAAUAACAAUAACAAUUGCAACGUACAGCAGCAGCAACAGACACAACAGCAACAGUUGCAGCAGCAACAAUCCCAGCAGCAACAACUACAACUACAUCCACAGCCAGUCAAGUAUUUAGAGAAUCUAACGAGCUCUGGACCUACUUCAGGUGCCAUUGCAGCGACAACCACUUUUACAGGUGCUGCAAAAAGUUUUCAUCCAUAUUUGCGGCACAACAGCAACACCAACAGCAGCAACAGCCUCCUGCCAGCAUUAUCUACUACAGCAACAGCAGCUACAACAAAAAUGUCGACUGCAUUGUUGGAAACACUUUUACACAACCAAAUAAAUUCCAGCACAACAGCAGCAACGCUGCAGAACGUUCCAGCAGCAGCACAAGCAGCGCAAGCAGUCCCUGCAGCAACAAUACCAACAGCAGCAGCAGCCGCAACAACCGCAACAACAGCAGAAGCAGCAGCAGCGACUGCAGCAGCAACGUCAUCGCAGCUGAAUUCCGGCAUUAAUUCCAGAAGUUCAUUAGUCGACCAUAGCCUGACCGUGGCUGCCGCUGCCCCAGCCAUCUCUGCAGCAAAUCGCCUGUCCAGUCCCAUGGAGGAUGAUCUGAAGCCCGAUCUGGAUGUCAUGGACACAAACGGCAACGAAAUGUUAAAGGAUCAGCCGGAUGCUGAUAAUAUUAAAAUGUUUGUGGGCCAAAUACCCAAGACAUGGGAUGAGACGAGACUCCGUCAAAUGUUCGAGCAGUUUGGACCUGUGCACACAUUGAAUGUGCUUAGGGAUAAGGUCACAUCGAUUAGCAGAGGGUGCUGUUUUGUCACCUAUUAUACCCGAAAGGCGGCACUGCGCGCCCAGGAUGCAUUGCACAACAUCAAGACCUUGGAUGGGAUGCACCAUCCCAUCCAAAUGAAGCCCGCGGACAGUGAGAACCGAAAUGAGCGUAAACUUUUCGUGGGAAUGUUGAACAAAAAGUACACGGAGGCCGAUGUGAGGCAGCUAUUCACGGGCCAUGGCACCAUUGAGGAGUGCACCGUGCUGCGGGAUCAGGCCGGACAGAGCAAGGGCUGUGCCUUCGUUACAUUCGCAACUAAACAGAAUGCCAUUGGGGCUAUCAAGUCCCUUCACCAAAGUCAAACCAUGGAGGGUUGCUCCGCACCACUGGUCGUCAAAUUCGCCGACACGCAAAAGGAGAAGGACCAAAAGAAAAUGCAGCAGCUGCACGCCUUUUGCGGCAUCAAUGCGCUGACCAGCCAAACGCCGAGUGGAGCAUCCGCGGCUGCCAACACGCCCACCGCCAACACAGCCACCGCCCUAAUAGCGGCACCACCCACGGCGGCUAGGCCCAAUCCCUCAAUGGCAGCAGCACUGGCUGCCGUACCACCUGUGCAGCAGGCGGGCAGCGGCACACAGACAGCACUGGUCUCGGUGCCCACAUCCGCACAGUUGAAUGCCUCGUUGGCGCCUACACUGUUGGGGGGUAAUCCGCACCAAGGAGCAGCAGCAGCUGCGGCGGCCGCAGCGGCCUACCUAGGCGGAGAUCCAGCAGCAGCGGCGCACCUCCAGCUGUACCAACAGCUGCACAGCUACGGACUGAGUCCGGCACAUUAUCUGCCAGGACUAAAUUUCCAUCCACCGGAUAACAGUGCCACACACCACAGCCAGCACGGCCCACCCGGGGUCGGGACAACAUCCGUCGGUGCAGCAGCAGCAGCAAAUCUAUCGGCUGCAGCAGCAGCAGCCGCAUCCACAGCACCUCUCUCACUUGGCAGCGGCGGCCCAUCAUCAUCCGCAGCAUCCCUCGGCGGCGGCGGUGGCAGCGGCAGCAGCAUCGGGCUCCCUACCGCCGGGCAUGCUCCUAGCGCUGGACUGCUCGCCGCUCCAUCCCUGUCUAUGCAGAAUCUGGUAACACUGCUAGCCUCCGCGCCCUCACCCCACCAGCAGCACCAUCAUCAGCAUCCGCUCACCAUCGCCCCCAACAACAACAGCAACAACAAUAACAGCAGCAGCAACAGCAACCACAGCAUACACAACAUCCACAAUCACCCUGCGACCAGCAGCAGCAGCAGCAGCAGCAUCAUCAACCAACGUCAACAGCAGCACUCACUGAUCUAUGCCCAGCCCGGAGCAGGGUCCUCUGCUGCACAGCUGCUUCAGCAUCCGUACAGCAUGUCCCAGCUGAUGCCCCAGGCGCAUCAGUCGAGCGCCGGCCAAACGCUGUCGCUGAAUGCGCUCUGGACCACAAGUGCCUCCGAUCCCUACUCACCCGCCCUGAGUGGGCUGACAAAUGGAUCUGUGCCGGGUGCUGCCUAUGGCGUUUCGCCACAGUCCCUGAAUGCCAGUGCCCUACAAGCAGCCGCCGCAGGUGUGGCUGGCAAACAGAUCGAGGGUCCCGAUGGCAGCAAUCUGUUCAUUUAUCAUCUACCUCAGGAGUUCAUUGAUACGGAUCUCGCUUCGACAUUUUUGCCUUUUGGCAAUGUGCUGUCGGCCAAGGUGUUCAUCGAUAAGCAAACGAAUCUAUCCAAGUGCUUUGGCUUCGUUUCGUAUGAUAAUCCACAUUCGGCCAAUGCGGCCAUACAGGCGAUGCAUGGUUUCCAGAUAGGGACCAAGCGUUUGAAGGUCCAACUGAAACGUUCCAAGGAUGCGGCCAAGCCGUACUAGACACACACACACACACCCCAAACCCCCUUGCAGACAGAGGAUGGAUGGAAACUAUAUAGCUUAAACAAUUGUGCCUUUUAAGCAAAGUUCUGAAACCAAAGGACCAAUUACAAAAAUGUAUCUGAUAAGUGAACACACACAAACACACACACACACACAGCUAAAGCUAAAGAUAAAUAGAAAGAUAAAAUAGAGUGCACAAAUAAAAAAAGAUGAAUGGGACGGAAUGGAAUGGCAAACCAGAAAUCCAACCAAAGAAGUAGCCCAAAAGUUGCAUUCUUGUUGUAAUCACAUUUGCUGAAAAAAACCUCUCAAGCAUCGUCAUACACUACCAAACCAAAACUAUUCAAUGUGGUUGGCAAACAAAUCAAAAAAAUACGAGUAAAAAAAUAAGCAAAUCCCCCCUCAGAAAUUGUAUGAAGCUCCGUUGUGUGGCGCCAAAGUAUUUUUCAAAGCCAAAUAGUUAAGCAA
Molecule: messenger RNA, 4025 nt
Organism: Drosophila guanche
Lineage: Eukaryota; Metazoa; Arthropoda; Insecta; Diptera; Drosophilidae
Product: CUGBP Elav-like family member 1-A
Exons: 10
Coding region: 675-3554 (959 amino acids)
Biological process (GO): mRNA splice site recognition; regulation of alternative mRNA splicing, via spliceosome
Cellular component (GO): cytoplasm; nucleus; ribonucleoprotein complex
Molecular function (GO): mRNA 3'-UTR binding
Source: RefSeq, a predicted model, not a curated record